Siniperca chuatsi (mandarin fish) is the source of this 3329-nucleotide messenger RNA. It is a transcript of the gene plat, whose product is annotated as plasminogen activator, tissue. The transcript is spliced from 15 exons. Bases 278 to 2104 code for a protein of 608 amino acids. The record is from RefSeq and is a predicted model, not a curated record. Gene Ontology annotation, molecular function: serine-type endopeptidase activity. Lineage: Eukaryota; Metazoa; Chordata; Actinopteri; Centrarchiformes; Sinipercidae. Gene Ontology annotation, biological process: smooth muscle cell migration; plasminogen activation.
GCAUGAGUUGAUAUGUACGCAUGUUUCCGAAAUGCACGGGGCCCGUAUUGGCAGUAUUUUAGCAGGAAACACAUGUUUUCAGCUGACAGGGCUGGAGAGAGGGGCGACUGGACGGAGCUGAACAGCUGCACAAAGGAAACAAAAAGGAAACUAGUGUGUUGUUGUCGCCCUGCCAGAGAGGCUCAGUUAGGGGGUAAAAGCACAGGUCAAUAGGGUUUUUUUUUGUCUGAGGCAAGGACAGCUUUCAAGGGUCCUCUUAAUGACCACUUGAGUAGCCAUGACCAGAACACUUGGACUAUUAAUGCUCCUGCCUGCUCUCUGCUGCUCCCUAGUGGACAAUGUGGAGCUGCUCCGCACUAAGAGAGGGGCUCGUUUUUACAGAGGUGAGCCUGGCAGGCAGCCAGCUAGACGGACGCUUUUGAUUAUUCAUGUCGAGAAGUCUUCACCUUCCUUUGAUACCUCCUUAUAUUGUGUGGAUAGUGAGACGUCAGCUGUGCGUAGUUCUGGGGACACGUGGCUGCGAUGGAGGGGACAGCGUGUGGAGUAUUGCCGUUGUGCAUUAAAAGGACGAGAGCAUUGUCACAUUGUGCCCGUCAUCAACUGCUACGUGUCUCAGUGCUAUAACGGAGGAACCUGUAAGGAGGCCGUGUACACUUCAGACUACAUUUGCCAGUGUCCUCCAGGCUUCAGUGGGACUCAGUGUGAGAUCAACACCAAUGAGAAGUGUGCUGUGGGGCAAGGUGGAGGGUACCGCGGCACAUGGAGUAUCAGCCAUUCAGGAGCAGAGUGCAUCAACUGGAACGCUACGUCUCUGAGAGGAAGGAGGUUCACAGCUAGAAAAUUGGAUGCCAGCAGUCUUGGACUGGGCAAUCACAACUUCUGCAGGAACCCUGACAAUGACAGCAGUCCUUGGUGUUACAUCUAUAAAGGCACUCAGAUUGUCUGGGAAUUAUGUUCCUUGCCCAAAUGUCCAGAAGAUAAGUACCAAGAAUGUGUGCUGGGCUCCGGUCAGUCAUACAGAGGCACAAAAUCUGUCACUAAGAGCGGCUCUCGCUGUCUCCCGUGGGACUCUAAUGCUGUCAAGAGGAAGCUCAACAAUGCUUGGAGAUCUAAUGCAUUGGAGCUGGGGCUGGGCAGCCACAGCUUCUGCAGGAACCCAGACGGUGAUGUGGGUCCAUGGUGUCACACCUACAAGAACAUGCAGCUGACCUGGGAGCUGUGUGACAUACCUAAAUGCUCGAGACGUCCAUCUAUCAUCUCCACUCUCGGCCCACGUGCUCCCACCACUAAUAACAAUAACAGAGCAACAUGUGGCCAGCGUUUAGACAACACCCUGAAUCGCCCGGCGUUCCGCAUGUUUGGAGGCAGAGAGAGCGACAUCACAGAGCAGCCGUGGCAGGCGGCCAUUAAUGUUUAUCAGGCCCGUUACAGACAACACUUUCACCGAUGUGGAGGAGUCCUCAUUGACUCCUGUUGGGUCCUGUCUGCUGCACACUGCUUUGAUGACAAUGAUAAAGCAGAAAAAUUGGAAGUGAUUUUGGGAAGAACGUUUCGGAAACAGAAUUCCAGCAGUGAGCAGAUUUUCAAGGUUGAGAAGUACUGGAUCCAUGAUGGAUUUGACAACGAAUCAUUUGACAAUGACAUUGCUCUCUUGAAGCUGAAGACAGACACUGGCAUCUGUGCUGUAAACUCUCCAGAGGUUCUUCCUGCAUGUCUGCCUGAACGUGGGCUGGUGCUGCCCGACUGGACUGAGUGUGAGAUCUCAGGCUAUGGAAAAGCCUCAGAAUUUUCUGCAGAGUACUCCGAGCGCGUUAAGCGAGGUUACGUUCGCCUGUGGCCCAAAGAGCGCUGCGUCCCAGAUGUGCUGUCUGGACGCACAGUUACCUCCAACAUGCUGUGUGCAGGUGACACCCGAGGCCUGGAUGAUGCCUGCAAGGGAGACUCUGGUGGCCCGCUCGUCUGUCGAAACAAUGACAAGAUGACUCUGAUGGGUGUGAUCAGCUGGGGCGAUGGCUGCGGGCAGAAGGAUAAACCUGGGGUCUACACCCGUGUCACCCAUUACAUCAACUGGAUCAACGACAAAAUUAAAGCAAACCCGGUCUAAAGUCAGAAAGACUGUAACGAAGAUGUUGUUGGAUGACCAUACCCAUAAACACAGUGGGUAAAAUAGCAAACGCAGUUUAUCAUUGAGAAGAUAGACAGAGAGAACCACAGCACUGUGAUUCUUUUCAGAGCUUGUUUAUCUGUUGCUCUAAAUCCAAACUGAUGGAGGUUUUAAACCAGCAUGACCACUCCUACAGAGGCGCACAACAAGGACCUCAAUCAUGCGUUUUCCUCCUUCUGGGACAUCUUGAUCUCAAUGAUAUUUUUUGUCUUUUCAUGCAUACAAAGUUUUCAUGUGUUUUCUCAGCAUUGCAUCCACCAAACUGGAGGUUCUGGCAGUCAACCUAAAAGGAUAUGAAAUAGCAGUAUUCCUCUGCUCUUUCUGGCUGGCUUUAUGCUGGUUUGUACAAAGAAGUCACAGUGGUAGACUUCAGGUUGGUAGCACUUUUAAUCCAAAAGAACACUACACUUAACACAAGCAUUUACUUUGUACGGUGCAGAAAGUCACAUAGGAAUGUUUUUGCUUUGCCUGACAUUUUUUUAAAGCAAAGAUUGUUACAGACUUGUCUUCUAGAUGUGAGUUUAUGUUGGCUUAACCAGUUUUAAUGCAAAAUGUUCUGCAUUUGCUUACUUUGGGGUUUGAGGGGUUCCAGACCUUCAUCCAAAACACAAAACAUAUCUGCUGGUUCAGAUUCUGCUUGUUUUUGCAGUUUUAGCUCUCUGCUGCCUUGCAGAUGGGAAUAGAGUUGAACAGGUGGAAGCAGGAAACUCUGAGACUCUCACUCCAUUCAAUAAACCUGUGUCCUGUUCCAAGUGUCACUAUAAAGGAAGAGCAAAAUCUCACUUGUUCUCCACUAUGUUUUAUUUCACCACAUUUCCAGAGCACUUCUCCACCGGAGACCUGGGUUGAACCCAGCAUGUAUAUAACAUGUAUAUUGUAACUAUGAAUAAUGAUUUUAUAUUGAAAAUGUCUAGGGGCUGUUCUUUUCUGCUCUAUAUUUAACAGUUUAUUGACUGCAAAGCUAAUCUCCUUUGUUCUGUGACUGGGUUUUAGAUGUUUUGUACUAAGUUAAUAUUUAUGUGUAUUUUAUAUUGUUUUGGAGAAACUCCUUUUGUACCAUGUGUACUGUAGUUUAAUAAUUAGUUGUUACUGCCAUUACAACCAAAUCUGGCAACAUACUCCUUUGUCAAUAAAUAAUAUUUGGAAUAAAUCUUUUUAUGCUUCA